AUGCCGGGUAAAGAGGUUCAGGAGAUCACGCGUUGGCUUGCGGAGAAUGUUUCGCGGGAUUUAUACGUGCAUAUUAUGGAGCAGUAUCAUCCUGAUGCGCAUGUUGGGAGAAAAAGACGAGUUACUAGACGGGUGCGAUUUGGGGGAGAGGGAAGUGAUAGUCAUGAAGAGGUUAAAUAUGCUGAGAUUAAUCGUGCUGUACGUGAUGAGGAACUUGGACCGGUUAAGGAUGCUGCUGUUCAGGCUGGUCUUUGGCGGUUUUGUGAACCGCAUGAGGGACAGUUUCAUCUUUGA
Messenger RNA from Penicillium angulare, 294 nucleotides. Its product is annotated as putative pyruvate formate lyase activating enzyme. The transcript has a single exon. The record is from RefSeq and is a predicted model, not a curated record. Lineage: Eukaryota; Fungi; Ascomycota; Eurotiomycetes; Eurotiales; Aspergillaceae. Bases 1 to 294 code for a protein of 97 amino acids.